AAUUGUGAGUAUAUACAUAUAUAUAUAUACUCACAAUAUCAUCAUCAUCAUCAUCUCAUAUAGAUCAUUGUUCGUCAUGGCCAGUGAACGUGAUCUGUUCUCGGCGGAGAUUGUCAACCGUGGGAUUGAGUCUUCUGGGCCAAACGCUGGCUCCUUGACCUUCUCCGUCAGGGUUAGGAGGCGUUUGCCGGAUUUUCUUCAGUCCGUUAACCUCAAGUACGUUAAAUUGGGUUACCAUUAUCUGAUAAACCAUGGCAUAUACUUGUUGACCAUACCCGUUCUUCUGGUGGUCUUCAGUGCUGAGGUUGGAAGCCUCAGCAAAGAGGACCUUUGGAAGAAGCUUUGGGAAGAUGCGCGUUACGACCUUGCCACUGUUCUUGCUUCCUUUGGGGUCUUCGUCUUCACUUUGUCUGUUUACUUCAUGUCACGCCCUCGACCCAUUUACCUCAUUGAUUUUGCAUGCUUUAAACCAGAUGAUGAACUCAAGGUGUCAAGGGAGGAGUUGAUGGAAGUUGCAAGAAAAUCAGGGAAGUUCGACGAAGAGAGUCUUCACUUCCAAAAGAGGAUGUUAAUGUCCUCCGGCAUCGGAGACGAAACCUACAUCCCCAAACCCGUUAUGGCCUCCUCCGAGAACACCGCCACCAUGAAGGAGGGUCGUGCAGAGGCCUCCAUGGUCAUGUUCGGAGCCUUGGACGAGCUCUUCGAGAAAACCCGCGUCCGCCCCAAGGACGUGGGCGUUCUGGUUGUCAACUGCAGCAUCUUCAACCCCACUCCGUCGCUGUCAGCCAUGAUUAUCAACCACUACAAGAUGAGGGGGAACAUCCUCAGCUACAACCUCGGAGGAAUGGGGUGCAGUGCUGGGGUCAUAGCCGUGGACUUGGCUAAGGAUAUUCUGCAAGCAAACCCUAAUAACUACGCGGUGGUGGUCAGCACCGAGAUGGUGGGCUACAACUGGUACCAGGGAAAAGACAGGUCCAUGCUCAUUCCUAACUGUUUCUUCCGCAUGGGUUGCUCCGCCGUCUUGCUCUCCAACCGCCGCCGGGACUACAGCCGAGCCAAGUACCGUCUUGAGCAUAUUGUUCGAACACAUAAGGGUGCUGAUGACCGUAGCUUCAGGUGUGUGUACCAAGAAGAAGAUGAGCAGAAACUGAAGGGACUAAAGAUCAGCAAAGACUUGAUUGAGAUUGGUGGUGAUGCCCUAAAGACCAACAUCACCACACUAGGACCGUUGGUGCUACCCUUUUCCGAGCAGCUUCUGUUCUUUGGGACCCUUGUGUGGAGGCACCUAUUUGGGAGCAAAACUGAUGGGAGUUCUCCAUCAAUGAAGAAGCCAUACAUUCCUGACUACAAACUGGCUUUUGAGCACUUCUGUGUGCAUGCUGCAAGCAAGACCAUUCUUGAUGAGCUUCAGAGGAACUUGGAGCUGAGCGACAAGAACAUGGAGGCAUCAAGGAUGACACUGCAGCGCUUUGGCAACACCUCUAGCAGCAGCAUUUGGUAUGAGCUGGCUUACAUGGAAGCAAAGGAGAGUGUGAGAAGAGGAGACCGUGUUUGGCAACUUGCUUUUGGGUCUGGCUUCAAGUGCAACAGUGUUGUGUGGCGUGCCAUGCGUAGAGUCACCAAGCCUUCAAGGAACCCUUGGCUAGACUGCAUCAACAGAUAUCCUGCUACUCUCAACUGAAGCUAAUUAAUAUGUUAUGAAUCUAUGAGUGAGGUCUUUCUAUGCUUAGGAUUAAUAAGGGUAGUUCUAAGUUCGUCUUUAAGAUUUUACAACUGCUUUCAGUUUCUUUCUCUCAUUUUAUUAUUCCUGGCUUGAGAUUCUAUACUUUUAAUUCCUCAUUGGGCACAUGGCUGCUGCUGCCUCCUUGCUUAGUUUCUUUGUCUCUCAUAGGAUGAUCAUAUGAUUGAUGUCAAAGUUCAUGGAUGACUUUUACUUAUAGUCAAUGCAACAUUGUUCCAUGCUUUAA
Messenger RNA from Vigna angularis (adzuki bean), 1967 nucleotides. Its product is annotated as 3-ketoacyl-CoA synthase 10. The record is from RefSeq and is a predicted model, not a curated record. NCBI's taxonomy places the organism in Eukaryota, Viridiplantae, Streptophyta, Magnoliopsida, Fabales, Fabaceae. Bases 77 to 1681 code for a protein of 534 amino acids. Gene Ontology annotation, cellular component: membrane. Gene Ontology annotation, biological process: fatty acid biosynthetic process. Gene Ontology annotation, molecular function: acyltransferase activity, transferring groups other than amino-acyl groups. The transcript has 3 exons.